AUGAGGGUGAGCAUCCAGAUUCUCGUGGCAUUGUUGUCAUCAAGUCGUCUCUCCGGACUUGUCAACGCCGACCUCGUCGGUAUCCCCACUGUCCCAUUUACGAACAGCCAGGGCGACGGCUUUGCCAUCUCCCGACUUGGUAGUAUCAUCGUCGACACGGCCUACGCAUCUUCCAAGGACGAAGAGGGAAGCACUUUGAUCCCACCGAGCCUUGUCGAGUUUGCCACCACUUUCUCCGAGGACCUACACGACAUCUUUGGCAUUCGAAUCCCAGUUUCUACCGGGCACACGCACCAGGAGAACAGCAUCUACCUGACGAUAGACAGAGAAGCUGAGUACCUCGAUGCGAGAUAUGAAGCAAGCUCCGAAGGCUACACUGUGACUGCUGGUACGGAUGGCAUCGUCAUCUCGGGGGCCAGCCCUCUCGGGGCAUGGUGGGGGACGCGGACUGUUUUGCAGCAGGCCAUUCUGAACGACGGGGUCAUGCCUCCCGGCUCUGGCGUGGACACACCGGGGUGGCCGACUCGAGGCAUGAUGCUUGAUUGCGGACGCCAGUAUUACCCUCCGGCAUUUAUCAUGGACAUGUGCUCGUACAUGUCGUUUUUCAAAAUGAACACGUUCCAUAUGCAUCUCAGCGACAACCUGUACGCCAAUCCGAACUACACCUACGACCAGCUCAUGGAACUCUAUGCCCGCUUUCGUCUAUACUCCCCAUCUCCGUCUGUAGCCGGUCUCGUCAAGUAUACCAACGAGUCUUAUACCAGAGAUGAAUUCGAGGCGAUGCAGAGACACUGUUCGAUGCGCGGCGUCACUAUCCUCCCAGAGAUUGAAGCUCCGGGACAUGCCCUGUCAAUUGUACAAUGGAAGCCGCAGCUUGGGUACGACACCGACUUGAGUCUUCUGAAUAUCACUCACCCGGAAACAAUGCCCACCAUGAAGGCUAUCUGGGAAGAGUUCCUCCCGUGGAUGCAUAGCAAGGUUGUGUCGAUCGGCGCAGACGAGUACACAGGCCCAGCGGAGGAAUAUAAUAUGUUUGUGAACGAGAUGGACAGUUUCAUCGGAGAAACAUCUGGGAAGUCCAUCCGCAUAUGGGGCACUUUCCCACCCGUCUACAACUCGACUUACAACAACAUCGACAAGAACGUUUCUAUCCAGCACUGGGAAUACUUUGAAGACAACCCAUACUUUGAUUAUAUAAGAAACGGAUACCAUGUCGUGAAUUCUAACGAUGAUUUCUACGUGGUCCAAAAGUGGUCGGGGAGCUAUCCGCAGACUAUCAAUCAGACAAAGGUUUUCCACGGAUCCCCAGAUGGGGAAAAGUGGUACCCCUACAUCUUCAAUCAAAACAACGUGUCGGACAACCCAUUCCGGAACAAUUCCUUCGUCCUCGGGGCCAUUGAGGCUCAGUGGAAUGAUUACGGCAGCAAUGCUUCGGUCUGUUCUGAGGCAUACUACUCUUGGAGAGAAGGCAUACCGUCCCUGGCCGACAAGCACUGGGGAGGGAAUCUUACAUGGUCCGACUUUGCCGACGUAUUUCCCAAGCUGCACCCAUCUAUCCCCGCUCAGGACCUGGAAAGGGCGAUCCCAUCGCGGGACAGCACGAUCCUCGACUACAGCUUUGACAAGGAGCACCAAGCCGAUGGGGCCGGGCAGCACAUCGUGAGAGAUGCGUCUCAGAACGGUUAUGACGCAACGACAACCUGUCGCCAAGACGGUAGCGCGCUCUCCAUCACACCAGAUUGCUCCCUCACAACACCGUGGUCCUCAAAGGGGCGCAACUACACCCUCAGCAUGACUCUGAAAGUAGACGGGCUGCCACAUGGAACAAACACAACCAUCAUCACUGGGGCCGACUCGACCCUGAUGCUCACACCGAAUAUUACCCUGUAUGCUGGGGGGAAUUAUUUCCGCCUGAAUUCCACAAUCCCAAGGGGUCAAUGGGUAGACCUUUCACUCAUCGGGCGAGGAAACCAGACGUUCGCAACGGUCGUCACAUCGAAGGGAGGGAAACUGUUGAGUAGUGAGGAGUUCUUGACCGUGAUGGGAAUCAACGGAGAUUACCAUGUCUGGGAUAUCAUGGCCAUCGAGGCGCCUGUCAAGGAGGUGACUGGUUGGACUGGGCAGCUCGCGAGGCUGAGUCUCAGUUCUCUUGCUGAACAGGUCCAAUGA
Geosmithia morbida is the source of this 2169-nucleotide messenger RNA. RefSeq names its product hexosaminidase. Gene Ontology annotation, molecular function: beta-N-acetylhexosaminidase activity. The coding region runs from base 1 to 2169 and encodes 722 amino acids. The transcript has 2 exons. The record is from RefSeq and is a predicted model, not a curated record. Gene Ontology annotation, biological process: carbohydrate metabolic process. NCBI's taxonomy places the organism in Eukaryota, Fungi, Ascomycota, Sordariomycetes, Hypocreales, Bionectriaceae.